Molecule: messenger RNA, 219 nt
Organism: Rotaria sp. Silwood2
Lineage: Eukaryota; Metazoa; Rotifera; Eurotatoria; Philodinida; Philodinidae
Source: the annotation of a GenBank genome assembly
AUGUCACAAAGUAAAUUAAAUAUAUUUCAUUUUCAUAUCGUUGAUGAUCAAUCAUUUUCAUAUGAAUCUUUAACUUAUCUACAAAUGAGUUCGAAAGGUGCAUAUAAAGAACUCCACAUAUAUUCUCAAAAUGAUAUUAAAGAUAUAAUUGAAUUUGCUCCAGAACGUGGUAUUCGUAUAUUUGUUGAAUUUGAUACACCUAGUCAUACAAGAUCAUGA